AUGCGGUUAGACGUCAAGAGGCAGCUUUUUGCGCGCUCAGAGCGUGUCAAGGGCAUCGACUUUCACCCAACGGAGCCAUGGAUCCUUACCACCUUGUACAGCGGGCAUGUCCACAUCUGGUCGUACAUCACGCAGUCGAUUGUCAAGACGUUCGAGCUCACUGACGUGCCCGUCCGCGCCGGUCGUUUCAUCGCUAGAAAGAACUGGAUAGUGGCAGGUUCUGAUGACUUUCAAUUGCGCGUAUAUAACUACAACACCUCGGAAAAGGUCACAUCUUUUGAGGCCCACCCCGACUACAUUCGCGCCAUCGCCGUUCAUCCAACACAGCCUUUCGUCCUGACCGCCAGUGAUGAUAUGACAAUAAAGCUCUGGGAUUGGGACAAGUCAUGGAAGUGCGUACAAGAGUUUGCUGGCCACCAGCACUAUGUUAUGGGCAUUGCCAUUAACCCCAAGGACCCCAACACAUUUGCAUCUGCCUGUCUCGACAGGACGGUCAAGAUAUGGUCCCUUGGUAGCUCAACUCCCAAUUUCACCCUCGAGGCGCACGAGACCAAGGGUGUCAACUUCAUCGAUUACUACCCUCAGUCAGACAAGCCAUACCUACUCACUACCUCGGACGAUCGGACGGUCAAGGUCUGGGAUUACACCACAAAGGCACUCAUUGCAACCCUCGAGGGCCACACUUCCAACGUUAGUUUCGCGGUCUACCACCCAGAGCUCCCCGUUAUUGUUUCGGGAUCAGAAGAUGGCACAAUCAAGAUCUGGCAUUCUUCAACCUACCGGUUAGAACAAUCAUUGAACUACGGUCUUGAGCGCGCGUGGUGCGUGUCAUACCAAAAGGGCAAGAAUGGCAUUGCGCUUGGUUUCGACGAUGGCGCCGUCGUCAUUACCAUGGGUCGUGAGGAGCCGGCAGUCAGUAUGGACGGUAGCGGAAAGCUGCUUUGGGCCAAGAACAAUGACAUUCUCACAUCCGUCAUCAAGGGCAGUGACCAGCUCAAGGACGGUGAGCGGCUCACGCUUCCUAGCAAGGAUCUCGGCUCGACCGAGCUCUAUCCACAGGCUCUGCUCCACUCGCCAAACGGCCGCUUUGUGGCUGUUUGUGGCGAUGGUGAGUACAUUAUCUACACUGCACUCGCUCUCCGUAACCAGGCGUUUGGUUCCGCCAUGGACUUUUGCUGGGCGUCGAAGGAGCACGACAAAGACUAUGCUAUCCGGGAGUCGUCCACUAGCGUCAAGAUCUUCCGCAACUUCAAGGAGCGAAGUGUUCUAAACGUUGGCUUCUCUGCCGAUGGUCUGAGUGGUGGUGUUCUCCUUGGUGUAAAGGGUCAUGGCGGCAUUGGUCUGUUCGACUGGGAUUCUGGAGCUCUGGUCAGAAGGAUCGAAGUUGAGCCAAAUAACGUUUUCUGGUCUGAGAGUGGUGAGCUCGUGACUCUGGCGACCGAAGACACUUUCUACGUCUUGCGCUACUCAAGAGAGAAUUAUCUCGAGGCAGUGCAGAACGGCGAGGUGGACGAGGAUGGUGCCGAGUCUGCUUUCGAGGUUGUAUGCGACAUCAACGAGAGCGUGCGCACUGGUACAUGGGUAGGAGACUGCUUCAUCUACACAAACAGUACAAACCGCCUUAACUACCUUGUGGGCGACCAAACAUACACUAUCUCGCACUUUGACUCACCACACUAUGUCCUCGGAUACCUACCUCGUGACUCAAGGAUCUACGUCGCAGACAAGGAUGUCAAUGUCGUCUCUUUUGCCCUGUCUCUGGCGGUCGUUGAGUACCAGACGCUCAUUCUCCGUGGUGAUCUCGAGGCUGCCGAGGAGACUUUGCCGUCAGUGCCAAAGGACCAAAACAACAAGAUUGCACGUUUCUUGGAAGGUCAGGGAUACAAGGAAAUGGCACUCAAGGUUGCCACUGACCCUGAACACCGCUUUGACCUCGCCUUGUCCCUGGGUGAUCUUCAGCAAGCCGUUUCAAUUGCUCGGGAACAAGACACGGAGCACAAGUGGAAGACGGUGGGCGACGCUGCGCUGAGCAACUGGGAUGUGCAACUGGCACAAGAAUGCUUCGUCAAAGCUAAAGAUCUCGGCUCGCUCCUACUUCUCUACAGCGCCACCAGCGACACAACUGGCCUAAGAGAACUGGCCGCCCUUGCAGAGACUGCGACGGCAAACAACGUGGCGUUUUCUGUGCUGUGGCAGAUUGGCGAUGUGCAGGCCUGCAUUGAUCUCCUUGUCAAGACGAGCCGCUUUGCCGAGGCUGUGCUCUUUUCACAAACGUACAAGCCCAGUGCAACUGCCGAGCUGGUGAAGCAGUGGAAGGCGUCGUUGGAAAAGGAGCAAAAGACCAAGGUGGCAAGGCUUCUUGGUACGCCGCCUCAUGGUGAUGGUGAGGGCGACGCUGAGAUGUUCCCUGAAUGGGAUGAGUAUCUGAGGCUAGAGAAGGAGGGGGGUACUAUUGAGGACCUGCUCGUGCAAGAAGAAGAGGGGGAGGCUGAGGAUGCGGACGAGGAAAUUGCGGCUGGUGCAGAGGAGGACGACGAGGAAGAUGAAGAUGACGAAGAGGAAGAGGAGGAGGAGAAGUAG
Molecule: messenger RNA, 2580 nt
Organism: Bipolaris oryzae ATCC 44560
Lineage: Eukaryota; Fungi; Ascomycota; Dothideomycetes; Pleosporales; Pleosporaceae
Exons: 9
Coding region: 1-2580 (859 amino acids)
Biological process (GO): endoplasmic reticulum to Golgi vesicle-mediated transport; retrograde vesicle-mediated transport, Golgi to endoplasmic reticulum; intracellular protein transport
Cellular component (GO): COPI vesicle coat
Molecular function (GO): protein binding; structural molecule activity
Source: RefSeq, a predicted model, not a curated record